Messenger RNA from Funneliformis caledonium, 496 nucleotides. Lineage: Eukaryota; Fungi; Glomeromycota; Glomeromycetes; Glomerales; Glomeraceae. The record is from the annotation of a GenBank genome assembly.
AUGCCACCAUUCUUUUGCGCUGGUGUAUCGACAAUAAUUGUCGCAAUUAUUUCGGAUCGUAAACGUGUUCGUGGUCCAAUUAUGAUUUUGUCUUCAAUUAUUGGAAUUUUGGGUUAUAUACUAUUAAUCAUACCUUCAUUAAGCGCCCCUGCAAAAUAUGUUGGAGCUUGUAUUGUUGGAACGGGUUUAGUUCCUGCUGUCACGACUGCAGUCGCUUGGAUAGCGAAUAACAUAGCAGGUCACGCGAAAAGGGGUAUAGCGGCAGGAAUGGUAUUAAUGAGUGCAAAUAUAGGUGGUAUAAUAGCAUCACAAAUUUAUCGAGAAAAAGAUUCUCCAAAUUAUACAUUUGGUAAUUCAAUGGCCUUGGGAUGUUUGGUUGUUGCGACUUGUAUUGCAGCCUUACAAUAUUUUAUUUAUAAAACUUUAAAUGAGAAAAAGAGGAAAAAUCCACAAUCAUUUUUGCAAGGAAAAAGUGAAGAAGAAAUUAGAAAUUUGG